Molecule: messenger RNA, 5298 nt
Organism: Rhopilema esculentum
Lineage: Eukaryota; Metazoa; Cnidaria; Scyphozoa; Rhizostomeae; Rhizostomatidae
Product: peregrin
Biological process (GO): regulation of transcription by RNA polymerase II
Molecular function (GO): protein binding
Source: RefSeq, a predicted model, not a curated record
UUCGAUUGAAAAACGUUAAUGCUACACGCGAGAUUCUACUCUCGCCAUCUUUGUGGAGACGAAGGGAAUAACGUCGAGUAGGUCAACUUCGAUCUCAGGUUUCUGCAUCUUAAAAGCAACUAAUUCCACUAAAACAUUUCGUCAUUAACGAAGGACAGCUUGCCGAACAAUUUUGAAAUCAAAGCGCAUCAAUUGUGGCAGAAGGAAAGAAGUAAAUUGCAUUCUCAUUUUCAUUGCAAGGAGUGGUCGAAGGCCGUCUUGUCAAUGGUGGAUCGAUCUGUACUUUGUUUUUGAUUGAGUAAAGCUCGUUUCAUACCGUUAAGCCGUUUGUUCAAAACAUAAAGAUACUUGCCUGGGAACGGUCAAUCGGAUAUUUGCUUCUUUGGUAAAGCUAAGGGAAGGCAAAGUGAAUCUAUCGACCAGUUCAAGUGUUGUUUGAGUUGAAACAAGUUCGAAGCAACGGUUGAAGAAGGCCUGCUUCUCCGCCAUAAAUCGAAAAUAAGAAGCAAGAUUCAGCAGAACGCAAGAAGGAAAUCGGUUUGUUCAAUCUUGUUUUGUGUGGAUUUAAAUCAAAUUUCUCAUUUAAUGAAAAUGGUAAUUUGAAAAUGAGGAAAAGUUGAACGUUGAACUCAAACUUUCUUGGCGCCUUCUUUUCGGAAAGUCGGUCCUUGUGUCUAGCUCCUUGAGUCACGAUAACUGGUCGUGGCAACGUUUUCAAGCAGGAAUACAAAACCUGUUCACUUGGUUUCGUUGAGUUUAGAAAUCGUUUAUUUAACCGCGUAGUUUGGAUAAGUCAAGUUGUGCAUUUUGACUCUGUCCAACUCGCGCUAUGAACGUAGAAAUCGCUCCAGUUUCACGGGAGAAUAAUUUUCUAAAGGACUGGGAAGAAGAAUACUUCCUACUAAUUCGACCAAGUUGAAGGGAGCUUAAAAUAAUUUGAUUUGUUGGGAAACUUUCUAAAGAGCAUGGAAGAGUUUGAUGUGGCAGAAGCUCUUAGGAGACUACGAGGGACGAAAGCUCCAUACGAAUGCCCCGUUUGCUUCAAAAUUUAUCAAAGUUUCAGUGGAAUUUCGUACCAUAUUUCCAAAGCUGAUCACAGCAAUCAGAAUAUUCAGUACGAUCGAAAAAAUGGAGAAGUUCAAAUGACUUUUGAGGGCUUUAGUCCUAUAGGAAGUGACAGUGGUGAUCAGUCCCCCAAUGUUUAUGCCAGAGUGGAAUCCCCCUUGGUUCGUGCACCAAGUGUACGACGCCAGCCUUUGACGUAUGCAGAGGCUCAAAAAAUGGUGGAGUUUGAUCUAAAAGGUGAUAUAUUCCGAUUUCUAAUAAAGGAACCAAUGGACAUGGAAGUUAAACAGGAACAGGUUAAUGAUGUUGAUGAACCUAAGUCACCAGUGAAAGCUAAACCAAUUUGCACCCCAAGAAACAAGAAGCCAAAGUUUACAAAAAGAAAGGGCUCUUAUAGUAUAAAGAAAAAUGCUGCAAAGCUUGCUUGCAAAGAGAGUCCAAAAAAGAUAAACUUGCCAGUUCCACAGUUUAGAGAAAUUGAACCAGUUGUUGAAGGGGAUGUAGAUGAAAGGGGUGCAUAUUAUAGAUAUGUUGAGAAAUCAAAGGAUGAGUUAGAUGAAGAAGUGGAAUAUGAUAUGGAUGAGGAGGAUUAUGCUUGGCUAGAAAUGAUCAAUGAGGAACGUAAAAGAGAGCAGUUUUCUGUAGUGUCAAUGGAAGUUUUUGAAUUACUGAUGGAUAGACUUGAGAAAGAAUCACACUUUGAAACACAAACAAUUAACGGUGAUCCAUACAAUUUUAUUGAUGAAGAUGCUGUAUGUUGCAUCUGUAACGAUGGAGAAUGUAGCAACAGCAAUGUGAUCCUGUUCUGUGACAUGUGUAACUUAGCUGUUCAUCAAGAAUGUUAUGGUGUGCCAUACAUCCCUGAAGGGCAAUGGCUUUGCAGGAAAUGUCUUCAGUCGCCAUCAAAACCAGUAGACUGUGUUUUAUGUCCUAAUCAAAACGGAGCAUUCAAGCAGACUGAUGAUAACCGCUGGGCUCAUGUCACUUGUGCUUUGUGGAUCCCAGAAGUUUGUUUUGCCAAUACGGUCUUCCUAGAACCAAUUGACUCAAUCCAGAACAUACCACCUGCAAGAUGGAAGCUUUUGUGUUAUAUCUGUAAGAAAAGAGAGGGAGCGUGCAUCCAAUGUUUUAAAACAAACUGCUAUGUUGCCUUCCACGUAACUUGUGCACAACAGUCGGGACUUCAUAUGAAAAUUGAGCCUGUCAGGAAUGAAAACGGACAGCCUGGUAUAAAGAAAAGUGCCUUUUGCGAUCAACACACACCAAAUUACUCUGACAAUGCCUCAGCUCUCAGCGAUGAUGACAGUAUUGCAUCCACAGAUAGUAAGCUUUCAAGCAAAAAGAAACCAAUAACACCAGCAGCAAAGUUACAAGAAGCAAAGAAAAAGUCGGUUGAAGAAAAAAAAGUUAAAAUGCCAGUUGUUCAUAUACCAUUCAUACCACCCCACAGACUGGCUAAAAUUGUCAAUCGAGUUGCUAUUGCCAAGAAAGCACAUUUUAUACAAAGACUUCAAGGGUAUUGGAUGCUCAAAAGGCAGUCAAGGAAUGGUGUUCCCCUUCUAAGGAGACUGCAAGCUAACACUGGAGGUACAGGAAGAGGCCAGAAUGAAGAGAUUGAGAUCUCUGACCAAGCAAAAGCUUUGAAGGAACAACUCCGAUAUUGGCAACAGCUACGGCAUGACCUGGAGCGGGCAAGGUUACUAAUAGAACUAAUUAGAAAGAGGGAAAAAAUGAAGAAAGAGCAGUACAAAUUGAAGCAGCAAUAUGUUACACUUCAUUUGCAACCCUUGAAUAUCUUAAUGCAAAGGACGCUUGAUCAUCUCCAAAGCAAAGACACUUCAAAUAUUUUUGCAGAUCCUGUUCAACCAGAAGAUGCUCCUGAUUACAACGAAUUCAUAGACAUACCAAUGGAUUUCUCAACAAUGAGAACAAAACUCGAAAAUCAAGAAUACCAGAAUUUUGACCAACUUGAAGAAGAUUUUGACUUGAUGGUGAAUAACUGCAUGACCUACAAUGCAGAGGAUACAAUUUUCUACAAGGCAGCAGUACGUCUGAGGCAUCUUGGCAAGCCAAUUCUUAGGAAUGCAAGAAAGAGAAUGAAAAAGGCUGGCAUUGAUCCUGAAACUGGACUGCAUGCAGCAAGACCGUUAACCAUGUCUGACAGUGCAAUGUCAGAAGAAGAUGGUGUCUCCAGCGAAACAACUGAGCUUACUUAUGAAGAAAAACUUGCUGAUUUAGAGGAAAAAUACGAAUUGGCUUCGACCAUUAAAAGCCCAGCAUCACGAUCAGGCAAACAAAAGAUGCUCCGAAAAGAAAUCGCCAAAAUCAAGCGGCUUAUACGAAAAAAAAACCAGAACAGUGUGUCUUCGAUUAAUUCACCAGGUCACCAAACAAGCCCGCAGCGGAAACGGAGCAUUUCACAGUCCAGUGAGGAGGAGGUACCUAAGAAGGCAAUAAAAACUGGCGAGGAUGAUGAAGAUGCACAUAUUCUUGAAGGCGACCCUGCGGAGCCGAAAGAGGAAGCACCAACAAUCACAAACCCAUCCCCAGGGAGAAGCAGACGAAGUGGGAUUCUUUUUAAUAAAAGAAAAUACCGGCCGUUUGUGGUGAGUCCACUAGCCAGAGAAGGGGCUAAUAUCAGCAGCGAAAGUGACGGAGAAAGCGGUUUGAGGAUACGGCUUCGGGUGUGCCGACCAAAUGGAAAACCGUUCGGGGAAGAUACCAGGUACAGCAAAGAACGAGGAUAUCAAGUGAACCAUAUCGCCCCAUUGAAUGGAACGCACGAAGAGCUACAGUCAAAAUUUGACAGGAGCGGGUCGAGGCUAAGCAGAAACGAAAAUCACAAAGUAAACGGAAUUUCAGAGGUGUAUUCAGAGACAGAUUCAGACUUCCCUUUAGAGAAUCCGAAAUCUGUUGAAAGUUUAGAUGGGCCUUUUGAUGGUAACGGGGGGUUGCCUUACAAUAACGAACCAGUACCACGAAAAAGAACUUAUACAAGCAGCUCUGCUAAUUCAGAUUCAGAAGGUAUCACACGACGCCCGGCUGUGGUUGGUCGUCGGAGGGGACGAAGGCCAUCCAAAAAGUCGUUCUCGGAUGAUUGUGGAAAUGUAGAUAAUGUUGAAGGAAUGCAGUGUGGGAUUUAUUGGACAGGGCCAGAGGACAAUCAUAAUGAGGACCUUAUCGACCCGAAAAAGCAUCCAACGAAUUUUCUACCACUAGACUUGGUCUGGGCCAAAUGCAGAGGCUAUCCUUCAUACCCAGCCAUGUCGAUCGAUCCCAACAUGCCGCGCAAUGGCUUCAUUCACAACGGUGUACCGAUUCCUGUUCCUCCUAUUGAAGUACUGAAAAAACGAAACCCUGAUGAAGAAGAGACUCAAUAUCUUGUUCUUUUUUUCGAUGCAAGAAGAACGUGGCAAUGGCUGAGCCGUGGAAAGCUCGAACCCCUUGGUGUCGAUUCGCGCUUGGAUAGAUCGAAGUUAAUCGAAGGCAGGAAAUCGUCUAUUCGAAAAUCAGUUCAAAAAGCAUACGAGCGCGCAAUGAUGCACAAGAAACGGGUGUUAGGCCAUCUUAGUGACAACACAGACGCGGAAGAAAGUGCCAGUGAAAGCGAUGAAUACUGUUGAGGACUCAUGUUUGUAAAUCAUAAAUUAUUUCUCUAAAAUGGUUGUAAAUUUUAAAAGUAUUCACAGAUUCAUAUUAUUUUAUCGACGAUGUAUUUCUAAGCUACUUCAUAUUGGGUCGUGUAACGAUUUAGGCUAUCAUUUUUACGUCAGUUGCAAUGCUGUUAGGACCCUCCUCAGCGAAUCUUUCACAAGAGUUAAGCACUUUCCAGAGGGAUUUCAAAGGAUUGUCCCUUUUUCUUUCUUUACCAUUAGCCAGUUGCUAAUUUGUUGUGUCUAUUGAUUUAAAUACUUGCAUAGGUUCGCUUCAAGUACGUCAAAUUUAGUUGUUAUCGAGCAUCCUUCUAGCCAAACUCCACUCUUUGAAGGGUAAGCUACCAAAUAACUGAAGACUUAAAUCAAGUCCUUAUGUAAUCACGCUUACCGCAGUUAAGUUAACAAUAGAAACAUUAGUAUAUAUGUUAAAUGAAUUUUUAUAAGCCUUUUUAAGCAUAUUUUGCCCAGUGUGAAGUCAUCCAAGCCUUUAGUUAUGUAACUAAGUCGUUAUUUUCUGAGAUAGUUUUCAAUAUUGGAUUUCAUUUAAUUCAGUAAAAAAUACUUUAAGACAUUUUCA